AUGCCCUCCUUGUUGACUUCUGAACUUCGACAGGUACACGAAGAUGGAAAGGAUGCAGUUGCGCCCGCUCAGACAAAGUCUGCGGAACGAGGAAAUGUUCCUGCGUUCGUGCUCAUUUCGAAUGCGAUCCGGAGGUAUGCCUUCCAUGCGGAUCUAGAGGAGCAUGGCCUGUGUAGAAACGUUGGGAUUCAAAGGGGCUCAUUCAAAGUCACUGAAGUCAGAGAAAGCAAAUGGGGGCUAGGCCUUUUCUUAUCCGAGCCAGCAGAAACGAAAGAACUCAUCUUAGAAUACGUAGGAGAAAUGAUCGGCCCUUUAACAAUCGAUUCCAGGAACUGCCACGCAGAACAUAGAAACAGGUCGUACGUCUUCGAGCUGAACCCAACAUUUUCAUUGGACAGUGCAUACGCGGGGAAUCAGACCCGUUAUAUGAACCACAGCGCCGAAGAAGCGAAUUGCCAUACCAAUGCCCGCCGCAUCGAAGAGGGUGAAGAAUUGCUCAUCAAUUAUGGAUCCAAGUUCUGGCCCUCGGAUCGGCUGGCCCAGGUUGAGCUGGCGUCUGCUCAGGCUGUGCCAUUUCCAUCAUAUGACGAUCCGACUGAUUUGACGUAUAACGAGAAAGAGGGCAAUGACCUGGAUUCAUAG
This is a messenger RNA of Psilocybe cubensis, 642 nucleotides long. RefSeq lists its product as uncharacterized. The coding region runs from base 1 to 642 and encodes 213 amino acids. NCBI's taxonomy places the organism in Eukaryota, Fungi, Basidiomycota, Agaricomycetes, Agaricales, Agrocybaceae. Gene Ontology annotation, molecular function: protein binding; histone methyltransferase activity. The record is from RefSeq and is a predicted model, not a curated record. The transcript is spliced from 6 exons. Gene Ontology annotation, biological process: chromatin remodeling.